This is a messenger RNA of Cannabis sativa, 1107 nucleotides long. Its product is annotated as mitogen-activated protein kinase kinase kinase 20. Bases 1 to 1107 code for a protein of 368 amino acids. The record is from RefSeq and is a predicted model, not a curated record. NCBI's taxonomy places the organism in Eukaryota, Viridiplantae, Streptophyta, Magnoliopsida, Rosales, Cannabaceae. The transcript has 2 exons. Gene Ontology annotation, biological process: protein phosphorylation. Gene Ontology annotation, molecular function: ATP binding; protein kinase activity.
AUGAUUAUGAAGAAGAGAGGAAGAGAAGAAGAAGAAGAAAAGAGUUCGUUAGGAAAGAAACAAAGAAGCAUUUAUAGAAGAGAUGAAGAAUGGGGAUGGAUGAGGGGUAAAUUGUUGGGAGUUGGAGGUUAUGGCUCUGUUUCCGAAGCGAUUAUCCCUGGCAAAUCUCGUUCUAGACCACCACAAUUUAAAGACUUCCCGUCACUUUUGGCUGUAAAAUCUGCUCAUCAAGGUUCUUCUUAUGCCGACCUCAUAAUGGAAAAGGUUGUUUAUACGGCUUUGGGGUCAAGUCCUCACAUCCUCAAGUACUACGGCCACGAUCAUACCUUUUCUGAAGAACAUGAUGGAAGCUAUGGCGGAAUCAUUUAUAACCUGUUUUUGGAGAAUGCUUUGGGUGGAUCAUUGAGUGGUUUGAUCGAGAAAACAAAGGCUGGGUUGCUUGAGUCUCAAGCAAGAGUACACACUCGCUCUAUUCUUAAAGGAUUGGAGUUGAUACACCAUAAGGGUUUUGUCCACUGCGAUAUAAAACCAUCCAACAUUUUGAUGGUUCAUUGUGAUGAUGAUAAUCCUCAUGGUGUGGAUGGUUUGGUUGCCAAGAUUGCUGAUUUUGGUCUAUCUAAGGGAAUUAAUGAUGAUUUUGAGAAAGAGAAACGAGUGAGAGGUACUUCGUUGUAUCUGUCUCCAGAGAGUGUGUGCGAAGAAACUCAAGACCAAGCCUCUGACAUUUGGGCUCUUGGGUGUGUUGUUCUUGAGAUGUUGACUGGAAGUCCACCAUGGGAUGUGAAUUUGGGACAGGAAGAGCUGUUCAGUAAGAUUUCUACUGAAACACCUUCUCUACCAUCUUACCUUACUUUCACUGCUCAAGAUUUUUUACUUGAGUGCUUCACCAGAGACCCCAAUCAGAGACCUUCUGCUCAGAUGUUGUUGAAUCAUUCAUUUGCUAUGAAAUGGGAAGAGGAUUCCGAAGAAGAAGACCCAGAAGAAGAGGAUUCUGAAGAAGAAGACCCAAAAGAAGAUCCCGAAGAGGGCCCAACCCAGAGGAAGAUCCCGAAGAAGACCCAGAGGAAGAUCCUGAAGAAGACCCAGAAGAAGAUCCCAAAGAAGUGA